AUGGCAGCGACGCGUGCGUGCUUGGUCGCCCUCGUCGUGGCUCUCACGUUUUUCUUCUUGGAGGGCCUGGCGGCAGCGGUGCCGGUGACUCCGGAGAGUACAGCGCAGAGGCGGCGGGAGGUGCGAAGCCUCCUCAGGCGGCUCAAUAAACCUCCUGUCGCAAGCAUUCAGUCGUUGCCCCCCACCCCGCCCCCCAGGCAGACCGCGGAGUCACCACAGGAGCCCGUGGCCGCGCCCUCCCGUGGCCGCGCCCGCGCCCGCCCGUGGCCUGGCCGCUGCUGCUCGCGCCUGCUGCUCGCACUUGGGGAGCAGCCUGAGGAGCUCCCCGUCCAGGAACUCGCCGAGGCAGACGGAGUAGUCAGCGGCGCCGCCCCGCGUUCGGCUCCUGGCCCGCCCGUCCAGGAACUACGCCUCAGGCCCCAGCCACGAUCGCACGGCUGCCCGUGCUUCUUUUUGAAGCCACCCGCGUCGGCAUGCCCCACCUCCGGCCGCUCCGCGCCGCUCCACCUCUGCCCCGGCCACGCCCGCUCCUCCUCCGCCCCGGCCUUGCCUGCUCCGGCCUCGCCAGCCCCAGCCUCGCCCGUCCCGGCCUUGCCUGCUCCGGCCACGGCCGCGCCUCGCCAGCUCCGGCCAGCGCCCGCCCCGGCCUCGCCAGCCCCGGUCACGCACGGCGAGCUCCGGCCUCGCCCGCCCGUAAGCCUAGAUGGAGAUAUCAUAGACUGUGUGCACAUCUCCAAACAACCUGCAUUCAACCAUCCUCUCCUCAAGAACCAUACUAUACAGAUGCAGCCUUCUUACCAUCCAGGAGGCAUGUAUCAUGAAUCCAACAUCGCACCCCAUCACAUCACCCAAACAUGGCAUCAAAAUGGUAAGUGCCCUAAGAACACAAUACCAAUCCGACGGACCAAGGAGGAGGAUGUCUUGAGGGCCAAUUCCAUCAAGACGUAUGGCAAAAAGAUGCCCCAGAGCAUCGCAAACCUCGAUUCAAUCAAUAAACCAGUAAUACCCAAUAUAUCGACGGGGCACCAGCAUGCCAUAGCAUCUGCACAAGUUGAUAACUGCCAUGGAACCAGAGCCAGCUUCAAUUUGUGGAAACCAACAAUUGCCAGGGCUAAUGACUUUAGCUUGACACAACUCUGGAUCACUGGGGGUUCCUAUAGUGGCAACGACCUCAAUACCAUUGAAGCUGGAUGGCAGGUAUACCCAGGUCUAUAUAGGGAUAGAAACACUAGACUCUUCAUCUACUGGACCCGCGAUGCGUAUCAAACAACAGGAUGUUACAACCUACAUUGCUCAGGGUUCAUCCAGACAGACAAUCAGAUCACCCUUGGCGGCAGCAUCUCCCCAACCUCCACCUAUGGAGGCGCACAAUAUGACAUCGACAUUUUAGUUUGGAAGGACAAGGUGGGGGGCAAUUGGUGGCUGCAAGUGGGGGGCUAUUAUGUGGGGUAUUGGCCAUCAUUCAUCUUCACAUACUUGGCGAAUAGUGCCUCCUCUGUCCAGUGGGGUGGUGAGGUAUUUUCACCUGAUGUCGGCCAAACUUCCACACAAAUGGGCAGUGGACACUUCCCCAAUGAAGGGUUCCGUCAGGCUAGUUACAUUAGGAACAUCCAAGUGGUAGAUUCCUCCAACUCUCUCAUACCGCCAAGUGAUGUGGGCUUAAUAGCUCCUCAGAACAACAGUUAUGAUGUGCAAGGUGGUGUCUAUGAAAGCAACUGGGGCACUUACAUCUACUAUGGAGGGCCUGGGAAUUAAUAAC
Triticum aestivum (bread wheat) is the source of this 1759-nucleotide messenger RNA. RefSeq lists its product as uncharacterized. Bases 1 to 1755 code for a protein of 584 amino acids. The transcript is spliced from 8 exons. NCBI's taxonomy places the organism in Eukaryota, Viridiplantae, Streptophyta, Magnoliopsida, Poales, Poaceae. The record is from RefSeq and is a predicted model, not a curated record.